UAUAAGCAUCACCAAUCAAACGAUAACAACAAAAAACAUCCGAGUGUCGAGUCGGUCGAGUCAGAUAAAAGUCGCUAUCGUUUUAAUUUCCUCGAGAUUUUUCCCAAUCUAUACUUUAAAUCCAGCAAUUUUACUGUAUUUCCUGUAUAAAUAAAAUGGCAACGGUAUUAUCCGUAGAUGACAUGUGUCGGUUGUGUUUAGAUCCGUUUGUGGAAAGUUACAGCACGAUCGAAAAUCCGGCCAUGAAGGACCAGCUGGAGAAGGUGUUCAGCUUUCCGAUCGAACUGAAGGACGGAUUUAGCUCCAGUGUGUGUCAAAGUUGUUCAAAUAGCGUCUUUGAGUUCUAUAAAUAUUCAGAAAAAGUACGCAGAAAUCAGGAAGCUCUGGAAACAUCGAAAUCUAAUCAAGAGCUAUUCUAUGAAGGCGUCAAGGACGACUUGGACAGUGAGACAGAGAUAAUAGAAGACGAUACACAAGGCACUCUGAUGAGAACUGACUUAGACAAAUUAACACCGCAUAGGUCUCGAAAAGUGAAUACUACAAAAAAAUUAAAGGAUGCAGAACUAGAUGAAUUCAUUGAUGAAGUGCUGCUAAAUAGAAAAAAGAACGCAGAUGAUGAAUUUAUUAGCGAACACUUCAAAAUAUCGUGCGAACUUUGUGACAUUAUGACCCCAACGUUCGCACAUCUUCGCCAUCAUUUUCUAAAAGUGCAUCAAGAUAAAAAGCCAUACGUAAUCUGUUGUGGAAAAAAGUUUUGGAGUAAAAAACCUAUUUUGGAGCACAUACGUUUGCAUCUAGAUUCAAGUGCAAGCUUGAAAACAUCUGAAGUCAGUGUUGCGGAAAUAUUACCGAAAGAUGAUAAAAUGAUACGCAGAAGAAGAGAGGAUUCGGAUGAUCACUUUCUCAGCGAACAUUUCAAAUUGACUUGUGACCUAUGCGGUGACGUGGCCCCAACUUUCGCACACCUGCGCAAUCACUUCCUCAUAGCCCAUCAGCGUCAAGAUGUUUACGCGCUAUGCUGUGGCAAGAAGUGGAUCAGAAGAAAUCGUAUUUUGGAGCACGUCCGUUAUCAUCUCAACUCAAAUACCUUCCGCUGCGAACACUGUGAAGAUAUCUUCACGACCCGAGCAACCUUUAUGGCUCACAAAUUUACGAAACAUCAAGACCAAUAUGCGUACAAAUGUGAUCGCUGCUCCCGCGCCUAUGUAAGUAUGUCUCUAUUGACCGCCCAUUUGCGGCGACACGACAAAAACGAAUGCCCGGAGUGUAAGAAAGCGUUUAUGACGAAACAUGCCUUGGAAGAGCACAUGAAAAAACAUGAGAGUGUGGAGCAAGAGUGUCCACAAUGCAGAAGAAUUUUCAAGUCUCGCGUACUUCUUGAUAGACAUAUACGCAUCAUGCACAAUACGGAUAAUAAGGACCAAUCAUACGUGUGUGAACAUUGUGGCAAAACUUUUACUAGCAUCAUUCUUUUCAAGCGUCAUAUAGAUGCACACGAGGGCAUAGAAGCACCUAAAGUUCAAUGUUCGCUAUGCAGUCGCUGGUUGAAAAGCACCUCUUACAAAAUCCACUUAGAGACGGUCCAUGGUAAUCGGGAGCGGGUUCACGAGUGUGAUAUCUGCCACAGGAAAUACCCACAUACAGUAGCGCUACAGAACCAUAAAUCGAAAACACAUAUCGAGCCGAGGUUCAAGUGCGAAUUUUGUGACAAAUUAUUCAUCGAAAGGGGUCGUUGGGAGGAACAUCGAACAACGCAUACUGGAGAGAUUUUAUAUUCGUGCGAGUAUUGUGGAACACGGUUUAAAUGCAAGACCUCAGUGCAUAAGCAUAAAAAAAGGAUACAUCCGGAUAAAUUGGCUGAGAAACUACAACUUGCCACCGCAUCGACACAAGAGCCACCGGUGAUGUAAUAGAAGUUUCUUCUGUAAUUAAAAAUCAAGUUCUAUACAGUGUAAUCUAUA
Molecule: messenger RNA, 1961 nt
Organism: Armigeres subalbatus
Lineage: Eukaryota; Metazoa; Arthropoda; Insecta; Diptera; Culicidae
Product: transcription factor grauzone-like
Exons: 3
Coding region: 156-1910 (584 amino acids)
Biological process (GO): regulation of transcription by RNA polymerase II
Cellular component (GO): chromosome; nucleus
Molecular function (GO): RNA polymerase II transcription regulatory region sequence-specific DNA binding; chromatin insulator sequence binding; DNA-binding transcription factor activity, RNA polymerase II-specific
Source: RefSeq, a predicted model, not a curated record